Messenger RNA from Arabidopsis arenosa, 1692 nucleotides. NCBI's taxonomy places the organism in Eukaryota, Viridiplantae, Streptophyta, Magnoliopsida, Brassicales, Brassicaceae. The record is from the annotation of a GenBank genome assembly.
GACGCGAAUCAGCUUUCAUAAAAUCUAAUCAAUUCAAAGAUUGUUUCUGAAUUGGAAUCCUACAGCCGUAGAGGUUUAGCUUGAGAUGAUAUGACGAAACAGCAGCAGCAACACAUUGCCAUAUUUACCACAGCUAGUAUUCCAUGGCUUACCGGAACUGCUGUUAAUCCUCUUUUCCGUGCUGCCUACCUUGCAAAUGACGGGGAAAGACGAGUCACUUUGGUGAUUCCAUGGCUGACAGUGAAGCACCAAAAGCUUGUCUACCCAAAUAGCAUCACUUUUAGUUCCCCAUCAGAGCAUGAGGCUUAUGUCCGCCACUGGCUUGAGGAUAGAGUCUCAUUUCCUUUAGGCUUUGAGAUACGUUUCUAUCCUGGAAAGUUUGCUACGGACAAAAGAAGUAUUCUUCCUGUUGGGGAUAUAUCUGAUGCCAUUCCUGAUGAAGAGGCAGACAUUGCUGUCCUCGAGGAGCCUGAGCAUCUCACAUGGUUUCAUCAUGGCAAAAAAUGGAAAACUAAGUUCAACUACGUCAUAGGAAUCGUACACACCAACUACUUGGAAUACGUAAAAAGAGAGAAACAAGGCCGCGUCAAAGCUUUUCUCCUCAAGUACUUAAACAGUUGGGUUGUUGGCAUUUACUGCCACAAGGUAAUCAGGUUAUCUGCUGCGACGCAAGAAUACCCUAAAUCUAUAGUCUGCAACGUUCAUGGUGUCAACCCUAAAUUUCUGGAGAUUGGGUUGAGAAAACUAGAACAGCAGAAGCUCCAGGAGCAGCCCUUCACUAAAGGCGCAUACUACAUUGGUAAGAUGGUCUGGAGCAAAGGGUACAAGGAGCUUCUUAAACUACUUGAGAAACACCAAAAGGAACUCCCUGAGUUAGAGGUUGAUUUAUACGGUGAUGGAGAGGACUCUGAAGAGAUCAAAGCAGCAGCCCGAAAACUAGAGUUGUCGGUUAAAGUUUACCCAGGACGUGAUCACGCUGACUCACUAUUUCACAACUAUAAAGUGUUUCUCAACCCCAGCACGACCGACGUUGUCUGCACAACAACUGCAGAAGCCUUGGCGAUGGGAAAAAUCGUAGUGUGCGCGAAUCACAUAUCGAACGAGUUCUUCAAACAGUUUCCCAACUGCAGAACCUAUGACGAUGGAAAAGGUUUUGUUAGAGCCACGGUCAAGGCUCUUGGGGAACAACCAUUGCAACUAACAGAGAAGCAGAGGCAUGAACUAUCAUGGGAAGCUGCUACACAACGAUUUAUAAAAGCCUCUGAUCUGAGCCGGUUAUCAAGAGCAGAAUCAAACUUAUCAAAGAAAAGUGUGUUUGCGUCGUCUUCGAUUAGUAUGGGGAAAAAUCUGGAGGAUAUGUCUGCGUAUAUUCAUUUCUUGGCGUCUGGAUUUGAAGCAUCAAGAACAGCUUUUGGUGCUAUACCUGGAAGCUUGCAGCCUGAUGAAGAGUUGUGCAGAGAUCUUGGCUUGUCUCUCAACACUUCUUCACGAAAUACUCUCAAGGAAGAUUGACCGUUUGACUGUUUCUUAUUUCCUUUGCCUGCGUAUUAUUGGGAUUAUCUUUGUGUAUAAGUCAAUGUAUCAUUUGAAUCAUUCUAUGGCUUUGGUUAACACAUUUUGAUGAUAUGUUAUAUACUAUAUAUUAACAUGAAAGUUAGAUUUUUCAUAUAUGGCGCGGUUCGUUUGUACAUU